Molecule: messenger RNA, 1689 nt
Organism: Theobroma cacao (cacao)
Lineage: Eukaryota; Viridiplantae; Streptophyta; Magnoliopsida; Malvales; Malvaceae
Product: inositol-tetrakisphosphate 1-kinase 4-like
Biological process (GO): inositol trisphosphate metabolic process
Cellular component (GO): cytoplasm
Molecular function (GO): inositol-1,3,4-trisphosphate 5-kinase activity; inositol-1,3,4-trisphosphate 6-kinase activity; magnesium ion binding
Source: RefSeq, a predicted model, not a curated record
UGCGAGUACACAAAAUCCAUUAUUUUACUUGAAUUUCUCUUCUUUCUCUCAAAAAUCCCAUCUUUCUUUCUCUUUGCUUCUGCAAAACUGAAUAUUCCCAUCAAGAAUCCAAGCCCCAGUAUUUCCUCCUUCACUCUGUUUAUACUUUCAGGAAGGACAACAAAGCAAUAAUCUUUAAAAGCCAAAACCUUCAGUUUCAAACUCCUAUUUCAGAGAGAUAUAUACACAUUUAGUUGGAGAGAAUUAUAAAGAGAAAGAGAGGGUUAACAACAACUUGAUUAUUCUUUUUUUUUUUUUUCAGUUUUUGUCAUUUCUUGUUGGAGAGCGAUCUCCAGAGAGAAAAAUAGAACAAGAAGAAAGAAAAACGAUUUAAUCUAUUGACAAAGGGGAGAAGAACCCAGGAACCAAAAAGGAAAAAGAAAAAGAUAUUUUUGUUGUUUAGGGGUUUUAAAAAAGUGGGUAUGAGGUUAAACGGGGAAAUCUAUGAUGGAGAAGAAGGGGAGGAAGAGAGGCAAAAGCUGGUUGUUGGGUAUGCUCUGACAUUGAAGAAGAAAAAGAGUUUCUUGCAACCCAAGUUCGAGCGCUUGGCUUGCAACAAGGGGAUAUUGUUUGUCGCCAUUGAUCUAAGCAGGCCAUUAUCAGAUCAAGGUCCCUUUGACCUUAUUUUACACAAGUUGUCAGGAAAAGAUUGGUGCCAAAUUAUUGAGGACUACAGACAAACAAAUCCAGAAGUAACUGUUCUUGAUCCUCCAGAUGCAAUACGACAUCUAUACAAUCGCCAGUCAAUGCUCCAGGAUGUGGUUGAUUUGAACUUAUCGGACUUCCAUGGCAAAGUUGGUGUUCCAAGACAAAUGGUUAUCACAAAAGAUCCACUAUCCAUCCCUGAUAAAGUUAUUAAAGCUGGGUUGAAAUUGCCGUUAGUUGCUAAACCACUAGUAGUGGAUGGAAGCACCAAGUCACAUGAGCUGUUCCUUGCGUAUGAUCAGUUCUCUCUGUCUGAACUUGAGCCUCCAUUGGUUCUACAAGAGUUUGUUAAUCAUGGUGGUGUUCUCUUUAAAAUUUAUAUUGUUGGUGAUGCAAUUAAGGUUGUCAGGCGCUUCUCUCUGCCCAAUGUCAGCAAAUGUGAGCUAGCAAAAGUUGCUGGUGUUUUCCCUCUUCCAAGGGUUUCAUCUGCUGCAGCUUCUGCUGAUGAUGCAGAUUUGGACCCUGGCAUUGCUGAACUUCCUCCACAACCUUUGCUGGAGAGGCUUGCAAAGGAGCUCCGUCACCGGCUGGGCCUUCAGUUGUUCAAUAUAGAUAUGAUCCGAGAGCAUGGGACAAGAGACAUCUUUUAUGUUAUUGACAUUAACUACUUUCCUGGGUAUGGAAAAAUGCCAGACUAUGAACAGAUUUUUACAGAUUUUCUACUGAGCUUCGUGCAGAGCAAGUACAAGAAGAGGCCCGUUGCUUAGUUGUUAUAUAAUUGGAGCAAAUAUGGAGUGUACAGGAUGUUUCAUGCAAGUGUGGCUUCCCUUGGAGGAUGGAAGAACACAAUCAUACUGAAAUUAGUUUUAACCUCUGUAAUUACUGACUGGUGUGGAUGCCCUUGCCCAAGUCACUAAUGUGUAUGGAUGGUUUUUGUUGCCAUUUUAGCCAAUAAUACUUGUGAUAUAUAGCAAAUUUUGGGCAAAAUUGGACAGGUUCAACUUA